Messenger RNA from Insectozyma verbasci, 486 nucleotides. Lineage: Eukaryota; Fungi; Ascomycota; Pichiomycetes; Serinales; Debaryomycetaceae. The record is from the annotation of a GenBank genome assembly.
AUGAAUUCAUUAUCAAAUGUUCAAAAACAACAAAUACGAAAUGCAUUCACGUUAAUAGAUGGAGAAAGUAGAGAUAAGAUAGUUACAAAAGAUGAUUUAAAAAAAUUAUACUCAACACUAAACCUAAGAACGCCAGGGGAAGCUCAAUUAUCCGAAAUGUUCAAUAAUAAAGAAGGGCUAGAUUUCAACGAGUUUUCUAAUAUGAUGAGUCAGGAAAUGAGUGCUGUGGAUGAUAAAUCAAUUAUACAUAAUGCAUUAAAGGUGUUUUCAGAUAAGGGGAAUUUGAAAACUUUUAAAGAUGAAAUUCAAAUUGACAUACUGGUGCUUAAGGAUGCUUGUUGUUCAGUUCAACUUGGUGAAAUUGGAUCUGGAGAUAACAGAUUAUCCAGAAGUACAUUUGAUAAAUUAACUAAUAAUUUUAUUCAAACCACUCACGAUGGUAAACAAAUAUUUUUAGCUUCAAAAUGGCUCGACGCUUAUUAUUAA